AUGUUUCCCGCUUGCCGCCCACUUGAGGCCGAGGCGGGGCCCGCCGGUUUGGACGCCUACACACGCGAGCACAAGAACCAAGCCCGCCAGGAGGUAUGCGAUAGGCUCGUGAGCGUCAUCUAUGAGAUGCGCUCCGUGCUGAUGGAAGUUCGCGAGAAUGGGGGUGGCGGCCCUCUUACCACAGACCUCGCCGCCCGCGCCAAUAUGGCGCUGAGUGCGGUGACCGCUGGGACGUCGGCGUUCGGGGACAUGCUUCGCCUUGAGCAACCCUUCGAUAUCCCGCUCAAACCCGCCGGGGUGAUGAACCCUUUGGCCAAGACGGCAAGGGAAAGCGGCAAGCGGAAGCCCAGAGCCAGCGACGACAACAAUGGACCCAAGAGGUCGGGAUCGAAGGCUGGGGCGGCUGCAGCAAGUGGGGGAGCGAACGCGUCCGCACUGCAGGCCACCGGGAGCGGGGGAACCGCGUCCCUGGACACGGAGACGAGUAGGAAAAGGAAGGCCCUGAAGACGACAGCGAAGGCGGCCGUCAAGGGCAGCAAGCUUAGCAGCCGUGCUUCCAGCGUUACAUCCGCGGACAACAACUCGGACGACGCCGUCCUCGCUUCGCGAGAUGCUGACGGGGACACCGGUACUCCGUCGACUUUGGUCAGCGGCGGCGUCCAGCAGAAGGAGCAGGAGCAGGUGCGGUCGGGCAGAGCAGAAGAUCCCAUUGCGCUUAGCAGUAACGAUGAAGAUGCCGAGAGCAACGGUGCACGCGGGUCGGCAGAGUCGGGAGCAAUGGAAGAGAACGGUACAGCUCCCGUUCCCGCCCGGGCUUGUCCCUCCGGGGUGUUGGUUGACCACAACAGUGCCCAGCAGCAGGGCUUGCAGGGAACAGGCACGGCUGGUGUACGCACGGGGACACCUGAUAACCCCCUUGGUGCACAGGCGCCGAGCAAACUUGCCUUGGCGACUCACGGCGGUGGCAGCGGCGGUGGUGGUGCUUUCUCGUCUCCCCCUCUGCCCGCUGACAGGCGGGUGGGAACGUCCGGCAGAAACCUCACGCCCCCUAGCUCGGCCGUGAAGCGCAAGGCCGCAGAUCUCGCCAUGUCAUUCGGGACUAUUGUGAGCACCGGUGGUAGGGGUGACAUAGGCAGCAGCAGAAGUGGUGGGUCGAGGUCUGGUGCCGACUCCGAUGCGUCUCCUCUAGGUUAGGUGCGAAACACAUGCCCUUUUUGUCGCAAACCGCCCACUGUCCGUUGAGCUAGAGGUGAGACGGUUGUCAGGAUGGGCUGGAAGAGAUGCCGCCCCUUGUACUGUUACUGGACCGGGCCCAAGUACACGUUCCUAGAAGAGGAAAGAGCCACAGCACCCACCCAAACGUCAUGUGUUGUGCAGCAGUCCGAUCGUUCGCUCGACGCGUUUGGCGCCCGGUGCUGUCUCUCUCUCUCACUUCGCCUUUGUGCUUCUUGAGGGAAAAUAGUAUCACCCACCUCUCUGAGACGGAAGCCGAGGUGGAGUAUGACGCUUCUUAUUUUCGUUUUUCGGUAAGCACAGCUUUUUUUAGAGAAGUCGUCUUGUAAUGCCUGCUCAUAUGGUGUUCGUUUUCCUCUCCCCGCCUCGCGAGUCUGUCUUGCUAUGUUUUGGGGUGUACAGUAUGCGAUGAAUUAUCCGUCUGGCUGAGGAGGAAGCGCAUCCUUUGGCGCGGUGACGACGUGAUGCUUUCGUUUUCUUGUCUUGUUCUGUUGCCGUACAGGUGUGCGUAUGGUGCAUCGGUGAUCAUUUUGGUGUGCUUUUCGUUUGACGUAUUGGCAAAUUAUUUGGCCCUUGUGCCGGCCGAGCCUAGAUAUUGUUGUAGGAUGCACGCCCCUCCCCGAUGAUGAACAUGUCGGCGUCGUCUGGGGUGCUCUUGUUUUUGGAGCUGGGCCGGACGCUGUUUCUUUCCUGAGGCCACUUCUUUCAUGUUUUCUUUCCGGAUAGUUGAGGUGGCCGCGAUUUCGCGCCGGUGUUGUGUGCGUGGUGAGGACUGAGUUUACAGUACGAAUUGGACCCUGGACACGCAACUUCGUUUGUGGUGUUGUGUAGUCGCAGCAGGUGUGCAGGGGCGCGCGCGUACUCUCACAACCUCUUGGAUGCAUGCGUUUGUUCUCGCAGUAGGGGAGGCACACAAGGGGAAAGAAAGGUAGAGGUGUAGAGAGAAGGUGGUGCUAGGGAAUGACGCCGUCGACCUCCAUGACGGGGAAGGCGUGCCUCGCCGACAUUGGUUCCUACACCACUAUCAUCGCAAUUCGUUUGCUGUUGUCUCUAACAUGUGUCGAGCGAGCGGCUGUGACGCACUUGUCUCGUUGUGUUGGCAAAGAGACACGUGUCGAUUGUGUUGUCAUUGGCGCAUACUUAAGCUCCCGCCCCUCACGCCCCUGCUGCGGAAUAUGGUAGAGUGAGUGGUCUGGGAGCUUAGAAUGCCUGACUUUGGUUUCAGGAGGACCGCUGUAUCAUGGUAAGUGACACAUUGAAUUUUCGAUAGGCUUGUGUGUAACCCUCGUCGUGGUUUUUCUUGUCGCUUGUGGUGGUGGUUACUUUUUGAUGGUGUGCAGUGUGAAAUGGACCUUGUUGUUGUUGCUAUCGUUUGAUUGUGUGCUACUUUGUUGUCUAUGGGGGAGUGCAGGUGAGGGCGUGCACGUUGGCAUUUCAUGAGACGCUUUUCUCCACGUGUUUUUGCGGGCAAAGGAAAAAUAAACAGGACCUACAAUGCGAAUGGAAGGGAACAGGCGGUGCCGUUGCGGUGUGGCGUCGUCGAAGGGCAGCCUUGUAUAGUAUACUGAUGGAAGGGAGGAGGAGGAGGAGGAGGAGNUUCACCUACAGUAUUGUGGUGUCGAGCGAGUGGCAGGGAUCAGUGUAUCAGUCUGUCUUCUUGUGUUUUCGGGGAAGAGACCUGGUUAGAUAUUUGUGUGAGGUGUGAGCAGCGUUACCCUCCCCCCCCCGGCUUUCCCGUCGUUGGCGCACAGAGGUGUUUGGACAACCUACCGUUCGCGUAUCAUAUCGGGCAUUCCCUCUGCACCAUAUGUCUCAUCUAUCAUGUGUAUAUUGUCUGCACAUGCCUAUGAAGAAGUAGAGACCUGGGCUAGUGGAGAAGGCGUUUCGAUUUCCGGAUGUUUUAUUCUUCCUGCCGCCGGCCUCAUGUCACCAGAAAAAAGCGAAAGCCUAAGCUUCGUGUUCAUCUGUCACGUACUUAAUGUUGUAUAUUGUUCAUAUUACCUCGGUGGUUCGGAGCUUGUUGCCGUCCGCUGAGGGGUCGAGAAGGUUAUCUUUUACUUGUAGAACGUGCAUCGUGGCGAGUCGGACAAAAAAGUGGGCGAUACGUAAAUCCCACUGUCUCCUUGUUCUGAACGACGUGAGCAAAGAUGUGUUUACCGCCCUCGCCCGGGAGCUGGUUGGCCGUCGCGAUGACGUAGUAUAGUCGUUGUUCUCGCACUACAUUUGCAAUGUUUUUGCUGUUGAGUCAAAAGGUCGGUGAGCGAAAGAUGUUCAGGACGUUGUUCAAGUAGCAGGGUACACGUCCCGUGCAUUGUGACGUUACAGGUGU
This is a messenger RNA of Ectocarpus sp. CCAP 1310/34, 3562 nucleotides long. NCBI's taxonomy places the organism in Eukaryota, Phaeophyceae, Ectocarpales, Ectocarpaceae. The record is from the annotation of a GenBank genome assembly.